This is a messenger RNA of Pomacea canaliculata, 5408 nucleotides long. Its product is annotated as acetylcholine receptor subunit alpha-like. The record is from RefSeq and is a predicted model, not a curated record. Gene Ontology annotation, molecular function: acetylcholine-gated monoatomic cation-selective channel activity; transmembrane signaling receptor activity. Gene Ontology annotation, cellular component: synapse; postsynaptic membrane; neuron projection. The coding region runs from base 235 to 1905 and encodes 556 amino acids. The transcript is spliced from 9 exons. Gene Ontology annotation, biological process: regulation of membrane potential; nervous system process; signal transduction. Lineage: Eukaryota; Metazoa; Mollusca; Gastropoda; Architaenioglossa; Ampullariidae.
GACUUUCCGUUGCCGCAGCUUCUUUCUCUUUUUUUCCUUCUUUCACUCUUUUCAGCUUACCUUCAGUCCUUUUUUUUCUGUAGACGGGCAAUAGACGAAAUGUCUGCACUUUCACUCGAUUACUCCUCGGUUAAGUGCGCGCUGCACACCGUGGUUCACUGCCACAACACUGUGUUUUUGUUUCGUGUUAUUUGUUCGGCUUGACAGACGGUGGCGAGCGCAGACUGAACCAAGAUGGGACCCACACGGAGCCUCAUCGCCGUUAUCCAACGCCUCCUCAUCCUCCUCUUGACCUCCUGUCAGGCUAACGACAAUGCCAAGCGACUGUAUGAUGACCUGUUACGUAACAGCGGCUAUAAUAAGCUGAUUCGCCCUGUUGGCAACAACACGGACAAGCUUGUUGUGAAGCUGGGCAUCCGCCUGGCCCAACUCAUCGACAUCGAUGAGAAAAACCAGAUCAUGACAACGAACGUCUGGCUACGCCAGGAGUGGCGGGACAUGUACCUCCGCUGGGACCCAAAGGAGUAUGGCGGCAUUGAUAUUUUAGAGGUCCCUACUAAGGACAUCUGGCUGCCAGACAUUGUGCUCUUCACCAAUGCCGACGGUAACUACCAGGUGACGCUGAUGACCAAGGCCACCCUGCACCCCGAAGGCCAGGUGGUGUGGGAACCUCCAGCCAUCUACAAGUCCUCCUGCAUCAUCGACGUCGAGUUCUUCCCCUUUGACGUCCAGAGCUGUUCGAUGAAGUUUGGGAGCUGGACAUACGACGGCGAUCAGGUGGACCUAGUGCACAUCUGCGAACCGCAGUCUCCACCCAAGAAGAUCAUCCAGAAAGGUGUAGACCUGCGCGGCUUCUACGCCAGCGUGGAGUGGGACAUCCUGAACGUGACCGCCAUGAAGAACAUUCGAAGCUACCCGUGCUGCCCGGAGCUGUACCCGGAUAUCACCUUCAACGUCACCAUACGCCGCAAGACUCUCUUCCACACCGUUAACCUCAUCAUCCCUUGCGUCGCCAUCUCUUUUCUGACCGUUCUUGUCUUCUAUUUGCCCUCCGACAGCGGAGAGAAGGUGACACUGUGCAUCUCCAUCCUGCUGUCCCUGACCGUGUUCUUCCUGCUGCUUUCUGAGAUCAUCCCUCCGACCUCUAUCGUCGUGCCGCUCAUCGGCAAGUAUCUGCUCUUCACCAUGAUCCUCGUCACACUCUCCAUCAUCGUCACCGUCGUCGUCCUCAACGUCCAUUUCAGGUCUCGCGCAACCCACAGCAUGUCCUCUUGGGUACGACGGGUGUUUUUGAGCAUACUGCCUCGUCUACUGCUCAUGCGCAGACCGUACCAGGAAGAAGGUGAAGAGGAAGACGCCAAGAAGGCGAUCACGCGCAACUGUAACGGCAUUGAGGCUCGACAGAUGUCGCAGCAGCCGGUGGACCAGGACACUCUCCCGAUCCGCUCCCCUAUGGGCUACGCCUAUUCCAUGGACACGACUGAGCAGUACUCAGGCCUGUACGAGCCGUCCUGUCAGUCGCACUUCUUGCAGCAAAGGCCGGACGAGUACGCCACCCCAUACGACAGACACCCGGCAUCCCCCGCGCUGCUCAGGCGCCGUGCCUUGUAUCCUCAGGAAAUCCUGGACGCCAUGGAGUCGGUGAACUUCAUCGCUGAACAUCUGAAGAGAGAGGCCCACGACUCGUCGCUUCCAACACUAUGGAAACGGCGUUAUCCAGCGACGAUUGAAGACUGGAAGUACGUUGCCAUGGUGCUGGAUCGCUUGUUCCUGUGGAUCUUCACCACUGCCUGCUUUGUGGGCACUUUUGGUAUCAUCCUGCAGGCUCCAACCCUGUACGACGACCGCAAGCCCUACACUCAAGCGGCGGACCACCACUGCUAUGGUUCGUACAACACGCGGUGACAUAACGCAGAAAGGUGCGCGCGCAGUGGGGGCCACACUUCCGGCCUCUCACGAACCCACGUCCAACGUGAACAGUUUGUCAGGGGCUGCAUCAGGUCGAUGACUGUCUGCCCUCAACCCCUUAACCCCUUUGUGCUCCCUGAAAUGAUAGUGCAGUUCUCUCGUUUUUAAAGAACCACGCGCACCUUUUAGAAAGCAUGUUGAAAUGGCGGACAUGUUUUGUUUGAACUUGUUUUCACCGAAUGAUAACAUCUCUCAGUUAUUUAGCUAACCUCCCGUAAGGGUCUCGUUUGUAAGAGGGCGGACAGACGGACGGAUAUGGGAGGAAAAGAGGUGGAAGAGAAAGGGAGCAACAAGAACGGAGACAGGGAAAAUAGAGAAAAGGGGGAGACAGGGAAAGAGAGACUGCAAGAUUUAGUCUGCUUACAACCCUUGUUAAAAAGUCGUGAAAGUUGAGUUGAGGAGCUGUUAGUAAACACUGAUUUACAAAUAAUUGCGAGUUUGAUGCACUUACAGAAUACAGUGAAGAAAGUACACAUGCCCGUCAUGGUGGGAUUUAACAGUUUGAAAAUCAAAUCAGAAAUUAUCCCGUGUUUCGAGAACUUUUAUUUGUUUGCUACUGUUCAGUUAACGUUUGUAAUACGGAAGAAAGAAGAAUCUGAUAAAUAAUCGUCUUUCAUGUUGGUGAAACAUAGUGUGAUAUCAAACAGUAUGCACGCACACACACACACACACCUGUAUGUGCAUACUUAGUAUGGACAGACAAACAUGCAUGUGUCUGUUCCGUGUGUGUGUGUGAGCGUGCGCGCGUGCAUUCCCAGCGGCUGAUUUAGCAUUCUUCCUCCUCUAUACUGUGUCAUGUCAAAGCCAGACGCACGCGCGGUCAAGCAAAACAUUUUUUUUAUGCUGGAAUGGAAUGUCUAGGAUAGUGGUGUGUGCAAUAUGGACUGUACAGAAUGGAUCAGACAUUUGUUUAUCUCUCAGACUCACUCCAUUACCCAGGAUGCACCUGCAGGAACGCUCUUUACAAUUCCUUAGACAAGUUCUUGGAAUUGGGUAUUUGGUCUUUCAUGCGUAUGUGUAAGUAGUUGCAUCUUUUUUAACAGGAAAAAGAACUAAUUUUAGACAACUGUUUUAAUUUUAGAAAUUUUCGAUUUUUUAAGAACAAUUUUAGACCAGACCCCUGUUAUUAACAUGUAGUAAACCCAUUGUUGACAUGAAUGUGUACUUAUCUACAUUUCAUGAGAUGGUUUAAAUUUGUUUUAAAUGUGAUACUAAUAUUUGGCUCUUUAGUGAUUGCUGAUAACAUCUUUGUCUUAAUUAUAAUCUCAUUUAGAUUAUUCUGUUUUAAGCCACGAGUAGUGCGGCCCAGUUUUAAACUUUGACCCCCCGAACAGUUGUCUCAAAAUAAAAAUAAAGUGGAAAACCAUUUCUGUCGGGUGUUCCAUGUAGCUGACUGAGUUUUUCAUUAAACUAUGGUUUCAACAGCUCACUUGUGUGUGUCUGCUCGCCGUGAAAGAAUAUGAGGUUGAGUGCGCCAUCUGUCGGUGGUUUCUAAUGGUGUAAGAAGAGGGGUCGACACGAGCUUCAUAAAAAGUCCGAGUUAAAGAUAAUUCAAAUUAUUUUCCUUUGUGAUAUCACAGCUGCGUUUAAAGAAAGAGGGAGAAUGUUCUUUGAAGGAGUCUGUCAUAUACAUCAGUCAAACAUUUAACGACGGGGCCUUCAGGAAAGACCCAACAAGAGUCCAUUUGUUAUAGCGGGCUCACCCUACCAAACAUUUGCGAUACAUUUUCAAGUCUCCCUCUCCCAAAAAAAAAAAAAAUAAAUAAAUAAAAAAUCACAAUAAAGGCGAUGGCAUGUUCUUACGAGAUUUAAGAGAUAUUUUUCUCAGGGAGGGUUGGGUUGAAGGGAAGGGGAGGGCAAGCUAAAGUAUUCAUUCGCUAAAUCUGCAAUAUUUAAUAUGCAAAUUUGUCUUCAGUCCCAGAAGCACAAAAGCACUAACCGCGGAAGGAAACGGUUGUAUCAUCCAUUCAUCACUCCGUUUGAAAACAGCAUCGAUAGCUGGAUCGAAGCCCGUGUGGAGAAUAUUGUUAUUAUAAUGGCACGGACAAAGCUGCAAGGAUGGGACUAUUUUCACAGCAGGGGAGAAAUUUACAAAUGAAUCGUCCAAAAUUCGACAGAUUUCCCCUCAGCUACUCCAUUCAGUCCUCGUCCAUAUCCUCCGUCGGGUUAUUUUUUUAUGGCGUCUUCAUCAUGGAAGUUGCUAUGGCCUGCAUUUUUGGGAUGGUCCUCCGUGUAACAUGGAGAGGAUUGCCUCCGUCUGCCGCCUAAUAAAACAGGAGGAGGAGAGCCGUGUUUUGACAAACGCACAGAACCUGUGCGCAUUAAUCCACAGGCUGACGUGUGUUUUCGGGGCCAAUUUUCAGCCUGGCUACCUCGUCUUUCGCGUUUAAUUAAAUCCAUGAGACCAGCGGCAAACGAGACAGUACGGAAUCGUGUCAUCAAUAUUUCCUGUGGCGAUUAGGAGGGAAGAAAAAAGUCUUCGAGGCCUGGCCACUGUCGGGAGACGAGAGUUGGUAGCCCGCGAAAUGAGAUGAAAUACUAUGGCACCACGAAAGCAAGAAAGACAGUUUUAUAACGGAAACCUCUUCACCCUAAAUUUUCUUUGCCUACCUUGUAAGCAGUUUUAUACUGAAUAUUCUCACGGUAAACAACGAAUGAAAUCAUGUGUGAGGGAACACUUGAAUAUUUUUUUAUCUUAAGCUGAAAGUUGUGUGUCUGUUUUUGGCCUGUUAGUUGGGAGGAUAAUAAUGAAGUUUAUGUUGUGUCUAGUGUGUUUGCUAUUUAUGUUGUUGGUUAUAACAAGGUUGAUUAAUAACCUCCGCGUAUACCAGACAGAGUACCUCCUUUAGAAACUGGCCACUUCCUUCAUUUUUCUAUUUUCUGUCCCGUAGUCCUCCUGCCCUUACCCCCUCCAUUCAUACACUCCAGCUGUCGUGAAAAAUAUUGUUCCUAGCGCAUGCUCACUAUCAGUCGCUCCUCCAUGAACAGCCAUUUAACGGAGGAAUGGCAGACAAGCGAAAUUGCUAUUGGCACUGUAUGCACGACUUGCUGUCAAGUUUUGUGUUUAUCCAAAGUCGGCGCAUUCAUCACAGAACUUGCAGCCAUGUCAAUUUAAAUGAGACCCACAGAUGUGCUAUGUAUACCUGCUGCCUAGAGGGGUGGUCACUGAGAGCGGGGAAAUACCCUCCCACCCCGACACCCCCCCUUCCCUAAUAGGGUGUAAUCUAAAAACUUUUCCUCACCUGUCCCCCAUCUUGAUAUUCGUAUAUGUCAUAAGCUGGCAUGAAAUAUUUUUGACACCCACCUUCUUCACUUUGAAAUCAAAGAAAUAAAACCAGGAAGAAAGCAGCAAGCAUUACCAAGUUCAGUGGGAGGGGUUUCCAAAUGAUGAGAGAGCUUCGCCUUAAGAGCAGGGAAGGGGAGACUUGUCUGUUGAUAAC